UUUUUCUCUGCGCCGUGCGCUGCGCGUACCUGAAUUUUUUUCCUCCUGUUCUUUUAUCUUUCAUUUCGCUCUUUCUUUAUCGUUAGCGCGUUGCUCGUUUCUUUCUCCGUCUCGCUUCCGCGAUCAUCUCCAGCACCCUCGGUUCUUCGUUGCCUGCAAUUCGUCCCGAAUCACUCUCUUUUCUCGGUUGCCGGGUAUCUUCUCUGUCUGUCAUCCACAGUAGUCAUCCAUUAUAGUAAAUGCAGAUACACUUUGUAGGCAAAAAGAUGGCAGAUUAUUUCAAUUUUAUAUUAAUUUGCAAAGGGUUACUUCUGUGAAACGAAAGAAGAUUAAAAAAACAAAACAGCAAAUCCCAAUCAUACUGUUAUCAUUAUUAUACGUAUAUCUGCGGCUUUUUUUCGUAAUAAUAUCAUCUAUAUUCGGCUGCAAUAGCGAGCUGGAAAAAGUAUACAUACAUAAAUAAUCGAAUACUGCUACAAGUACUACGACACGAACUAGGCAAUCGAUGAAAUGGAGCAGCGUGAUUUGCCACAGGCGUUCCGUCUUCUAGGCGAAAUGAACGCCAAUGUAACGCAGGUGAAUCAGCUUGUGGACAACAUGCUGGCAAGGGUCAAAAGUGGGGAAAUAUCGACGGACAAGGGUCUAAGUUUCCUGGAGAUGAAGUACCACAUGCUUCUCUCCUACCUCAUAAACCUCACCUACGUCGUCUUGAGGAAAUGCUCGGGUGAAAGAAUCGAGGGCGAUCCAUCAAUAGACCGUCUUGUCGAGAUAAGGACCGUACUCGAGAAAAUUCGACCCAUUGAUCAUAAGCUUAAGUAUCAGAUAGACAAGCUCGUUAAAACCGCCGUGACUGGUACCGCCAGCGGAGACGAUCCUGCUAACUUCAAGGCAAACCCUGAUGCGCUUGUGGGAAAAAUCGAGGCCUCCGAUUUGGACCCGGAUAGCGAAGACGGCGAGGAAAAAGAAAUGGUUAAAACUCAGACCAAGAAGUCCGGCGUUUAUGUGCCACCCAGAUUGGCCGCUGUUCAUUAUGAUGGGGACGAAACGACUGUGGAGAGGCAGCGCAAGGCGGAUAUGAGAGCGAAAAGGCGUGCUGUGUCAGGAGCGGUUCUCAGAGAGUUAAGAGAGGAGUAUCUGGAUGCGCCAGCAGAGGACUCGCAGAGCCUUGGAGAGAAGCAGGCAAGUCUUGGAUUCGAGAAUAAGCGUAAAAUGGAGUACGAGGAAAACUACAUGACUCGUCUUCCUGUCACUAAACAAGAGAGACACCGUCGUCGCCAGGUUACUACGCUUGGAAGUUUGGGUGACGAGAUCACUUCCUUCGGUGGACCAUCGUCCGUUGUAAAGACUGGAAAGAAAAGGAAAGCCCCUAAAGGAAAAGCCAAAAAAAGUUUCAAGAAAAAAAAGCAUUAAUUUGAAAACCUUGAAAAACACACACACACAUAAACACAAAAAAAAAAAAAAAAAAAACAAAAAAAAAACAAGCAAGCCAAACCCACAAAGCCGAGGAUCGUACAGCGGUAACUAUUGAAAUAAACAUAAAAUAAACAUUUUAAACGAAAGAAGAAGAAGAAGAAGAAGAAGAACAACGUAACAAUAAUAAUAAUGAUAAUAAUGAAAAUAAAAAUAAACUAUACAUGAAAUUUACUCUGAUAAUCCAACGACUUGAGUAACAUGCGCACUGGUUAAUUUAUAGUUUAUCAAUGU
Molecule: messenger RNA, 1704 nt
Organism: Diprion similis
Lineage: Eukaryota; Metazoa; Arthropoda; Insecta; Hymenoptera; Diprionidae
Product: neuroguidin
Exons: 4
Coding region: 511-1410 (299 amino acids)
Biological process (GO): maturation of SSU-rRNA from tricistronic rRNA transcript (SSU-rRNA, 5.8S rRNA, LSU-rRNA)
Cellular component (GO): small-subunit processome; nucleolus
Source: RefSeq, a predicted model, not a curated record